Sceloporus undulatus (fence lizard) is the source of this 1024-nucleotide messenger RNA. RefSeq names its product forkhead box protein G1-like. NCBI's taxonomy places the organism in Eukaryota, Metazoa, Chordata, Lepidosauria, Squamata, Phrynosomatidae. The record is from RefSeq and is a predicted model, not a curated record. The coding region runs from base 263 to 829 and encodes 188 amino acids. The transcript has 2 exons.
UUGCCUUCCUCUGGUGCGAAGGGACACCCCUCCCUCCAAGGAUGAGGCUGGAUCCGUGGGGCCCGGCGAAGGAGCGGAGGAGCCCCGGGGGAAGGAGCGCCGGAGCCCGGUGCUAAGAGAGAGAGAGAACGAGCGAGCGAGAGCGAGAGAUCCGGGCCGGAGCGUCCGUGGCUUGCUCCCCCGCUUGGGCUCCGGCUCCGUCCUCCCGGUUCCCGGCUUCGGGGCCUCGGGAAAGCGGAGGCAGGCGGGGCUCCCGGCAUGGAUGGCCGGGAGUUCGCGGCCCCGCCGCCGCCGCCUCCCCCGCCUCACCACCCGCACCUCCUGGGCCCCGAGCGCGGACACCACCACCACCACCACCACCGACACGCCUCCAGCCGCCUCGCCGCCGCCGCCGCAGCCGCAGCCGCAGCCGCCGCCACCCCGGGGCCCAACGCCGCCCAGCACGGAGCCCCCGGAGCAGGAGCAGCAGCCGCGGGGCAAGGAGGAGGAGGAGGAGGACACUUCCAGCCCGGGAAGUACUUCCCCGCCCCCAUCUCCAUGGCCGCCCACACAGGUCAGCCCCCGGCGGACGGGAAGCCCCGGGAGAGAGAGAGCAGAGGGAAGGGGGUCCGGAAGAGGAGGAGGAGGAGGGGGCCAGGAGGUCCUGGGCCCAGAGACCCCCGACGGAGCGGAGGGAGGGAAGGGCGGAAAGGGACACACACAGGAAGAUAUGCACAUAUAUAUGCACGCACGCACACACACACACACCAGUGGGGGGGGGCUGUGUUGGCCACUAAACAAAUGCGAACAAAAACCCAUCCGGGAGACCUUUCUUGGCCAACCGAAAUGAAUGGCCGAGAGGCUUCUUGCAAGCUUCCCAGGCUCCAGGGGCUGCUUCUUCAUCUGCCAAGAUGGCAGGAACCAAACCGGGGGACCAGGUGGGCAUGUUAGUCAGAUGCCCGCCUGUGGUCCAGUCCUUAGUAAAUACACACACACACACAGAUACCCAUAAUUACAAACACAAACAUAUGUAUACAUGGACACA